AUGGCAUAUGGCGCGCCGUCGCACCGGCUCGAGGAAUACACAAUGCAGCUAUUCAAGGCCCUGGACAUAGACGGGAGGGUCAACUACUCAGUCGGGUGUAUGGAUAUCUGCUUCAUCAAUCCCGUUGAUCCGGCGGAUCCGCUGACGAAGUCGGCGUAUACGACGAUUGUUAAGGCGCAGGGUCUUGAUGUUGGAGCAUGCGAGGUUGCAUUUCGCAUUUAUAAGGAUGUGGUGGCUGGGGCUUUGACCGUCCAGGAAGCUACGGACAAACUCACAACCUUAAUUGAAGCGCCUUCUUACUAUAACUCCUUGUGGCUGGUACCGUUCUACGGGCUCGCAUCAGCAUUAGCCUGUGUUUGGGCCUUCGGAGGUUACUGGACGGAUAUGCCCAUUGCUUUUAUCCUCGGCACUGUUGUUGGCGUCCUUCAGAUCAUCCUCGCCACUAGGAAUCCUCUCUAUUCCAACGUCCUCGAGGUCACCGCCUGUCUCAUCACAUCCUUCGGAUCGCGGGCCUUUGCUUCCAUCGGCGGCGGCGGAUUACAAAAAUACUUUUGCUUCGGCGCGUUGGCCGAGUCCUCUAUCGCCAUGAUCUUACCUGGCUUCAUUGUCUUGACGGGAAGUCUGGAACUACAGUCCAAGUCGAUCACCGCGGGAUCUACGCGGCUCUUUUAUGCCAUAAUGUACUCGCUCCUCCUGGGUUACGGCAUGAGCGUUGGCUCGCAGCUGUGGGAGUUAGCCGAUCCGGAUGCACCGACGUCGACAACGUGCCCGAGAACCAUCGAUCCCAAAUGGAAAAUCCUGCUUGUGCCAUGUUAUCUCGCCGUACAAGGUGUCAUCAUUCGUUCGAGACCCCGGCAGUUACCAGGCCAAAUACUUGUCGGCUCAGCGGGGGUACUGGUGAACUACUUCGUUUCGGCAAAGGCAACCGCUCAAGUUGCUGACACGGCUUCUGCAUUGGUCGUUGGCAUCCUUGGCAACCUCUGGGCACGAUCUCAUCAUGGUUUCGCCUACGCAACUGUGGUGGCCAGUAUUAUGGCCUUGGUACCAGGAGGUCUCGCCGCGCAGGGUGGCCUAGUCACGGGAAUUACGAUGCCGCUCAUCUAUACCAGCUCAAACAGCUCCAACGCGCAAACAUUAUGGGGUGAUAAUAUUUACAGGAGCUUUAGCGUUGGUGGACAGAUGAUUCAAGUAGCGUUGGGGUUGGCAGUAGGGGUGUUUUUGUCAGCACUCAUAGUGUAUCCGUUUGGUAAGAAAAAUAAUGCUUUGUGCUCCCUCUAG
Molecule: messenger RNA, 1278 nt
Organism: Cryphonectria parasitica EP155
Lineage: Eukaryota; Fungi; Ascomycota; Sordariomycetes; Diaporthales; Cryphonectriaceae
Product: DUF1212-domain-containing protein
Exons: 3
Coding region: 1-1278 (425 amino acids)
Biological process (GO): transmembrane transport
Molecular function (GO): transmembrane transporter activity
Source: RefSeq, a predicted model, not a curated record